Sphaerulina musiva SO2202 is the source of this 1077-nucleotide messenger RNA. RefSeq names its product SMP-30/Gluconolaconase/LRE domain protein. The record is from RefSeq and is a predicted model, not a curated record. Lineage: Eukaryota; Fungi; Ascomycota; Dothideomycetes; Mycosphaerellales; Mycosphaerellaceae. The transcript has 2 exons. Bases 1 to 1077 code for a protein of 358 amino acids. Gene Ontology annotation, molecular function: protein binding.
AUGUACAAACUUGCAGCAAGGGGAGCGCUCCUCGCCACCGCUGCAUGUGCUGCAGCUGCACCGACUGAACGGCAAGCGUCCCGGUUCACAUACUAUCCCUUAAGCACCACGCUGGGCUCACCGUGCGACAUCACCACGGGCCUCGAUGGCAGAAUAUACGCCGAUACAUUCACAUCCAACAAGAUCGUCCAAAUCGACAUCCCCACUGGCCAGCUGCGGGAAUUCGAUAUCCCCUACAAGCUUCCCGUCUUGGGCAACUCCGUCCUGCCAUCCGACGUCCAAGGCCGAGUAGCACUCUCAUGCGUAGUACAACCGGGAAAAAAUGGCAAAAUCUACGCUGCCACAGGCGUCCGCAACGAAUUUGCCAUUUUCGAUCCCAGCACAGGCAACGUAACCGUCCUCGAAACAGGAAACCCUCUCGGAAAUCUCCAACCUUUCAACGACGCCUGGCCCGGCGAAACCGGCAUGUUCUUCUCCCAAACCACCGCCAACGUAAUCAAUCUCAUCGACUACGAAACCAACUCCAUCCAAACCUGGCCCGUUCCCACUCCCCUCUCUGGGCCCCUCGGCAUGAUUGUCGCCUCAGACGGAAAUCUCUGGUUUGUCGAAAUGCUCGCCAACAAAAUCGCUCGAUUAAACCCUUCCACUGGAAUCAUUGAUGAAUGGCCUCUCCCCCUUUCUCUCCUCACUCCCUCUGUCAUGCGCGCCGAAACAGAAGGCCGUUAUCUCUGGUUCACAUCCAUCGCAGGAAACGCCCUCGGCCGCUUCGACAUGUUCACAUAUACCGCGCAAGCAUUUCCCAUUCCGGAAUUACUCGCAACACCGAUUGAAAAUACCGUCGAUUCGAGAGGCAAUGUCUGGUUUUCGACACUGUUGAGAAACAGUUUGAAUUAUUUGACGCCUGCUUCGGGGGAAUUUACGUCGAUUAAACAGCCCGGUGCGGAUGUGAGUGUGUUGCCGCUGUUGUUGCCGGAUUUGCCCCCGGCGGGAAAUAUUGCGGUGCAUUAUAAUGCGGUUGAGGAUGCGAUUUGGUUUAGUGAGUUGGUGAAUAAUCGGAUUGGGAGAUAUCAGAUUUGA